GAUUUGUGAUUAUCACUUUCAUUCUGAGUAAGUUUGAUAUUAAAUGACACUUUUUGAUGAUAUUGGGCCAAUUUACAGAUUUUUUUGUCUAGACACCAUUAAUGAUGCAGAAUGACAGGUGUAAUAUGUCUGUCAUCUAUGUGAUAAAAAAAAUUGUGGGAUGGUUUUUUUUAAAAGUGCACUAGACUAUCUUCAAUCAAUAUCUCUCAGGAUUAUUAGGAAACUAUUAUAAGGAUUUUUUUUAUUUUCAUUUUGAUUUUUUUUUGUAGACUGAAAAAAAAUUUGGCUUUAAUGGUGUGACUUUAAAGUAUUUAUCAUCUGCCAUGACCUCUGAAUUGUAUCUCAUGGAAUGGUUUGUGUCACAGAUCAUUUUAUGUGUGCCACAUCAUCACUGUCUUAGAAAAGCAUAACAAAAUGCCUAAUUUUACGUGCCAUAGGAACUUCUAAUAUGAAAAAUGGCUUGAAACAGUUAACAUUAACAAGUUGUGUGAAAGAUAUGAAAAGUAGAAGAUUGUGUUGAAGAUAAAUAAUUGUUAUCACCAUGCAAUUCAUUGCAAGAAGCGAUAUUGUAAUGUGACUGUUCCUGUGUGGGUGGGUAUUCACAUUGUGUACAACACUCAGCUUGUAGACACGUACUGUACAGGCCACAUUUUUUAUAUUUCACAUGUAGCUUUGUUAUUUAGAGAGGAAGAACCUGUAUAAUUUUGGAUCAAAAGGUCAAAGGUCAAGGUCUUUAUGGGACUUCACAGAAAAAGCUUGUAGACGCUCUACAGGACAUAUUUUUUGCUCGAUUAAUUUGAUACUUCACAUGUAGCUUUGUUAUCAAGAGAGGAAGAAUCCUAUUGAUUUUAUAGGGUCAAGAGGGCAAGGUAACUAUGGGACUCCAUAGAAAUAGCUUGACACUUAUUGAAAAAUAAAUGAAGAACUAAUUUAGUAAUGUAUGUUACUUUUCAAUGCUAAAUGUAUAAAAAAUAUUUUAAGAUCUUUUAAAAGAUUUUAUCAAAUUAUAGACAAGGAUUAAAACUUUGAACAAGUAAACAUUAAUUCAAAAUAAUUCUACUUGAAGAAAUUUAAGAAUUUACUAGCAAUAGUGAAUGAAAUAUAGGAAUUAUAGAAUCUUUGAAAUAUUUUUAGCAGAUUCCCAAAUGAUUAUAGUAAUGCUAAUAUUAAUGAUAAAACAAAGGCAAAUAAGCAUAAGAAAAGAAAGCAAACAAGUAAAAAAAUAGAUAAAAAAGGACUUUAUAAAUUUGAAUAUCCUACUGUUGAGUAUGUAAUACUUGUUUACACCAAGUCGCUUUUGAUUGAUCUCUCAUUCAGCCUUAUUUAAUGUACUUGGUUUGUUGACCCUCAAACAUCGAACAGAUUUACGUCUCAUUGAUUCUUGUCCAUUGGACAAAGGAGAAUUGGAAUGAAUAUGAUUUAUACUCACAUACAUAUUUUCUUUUAAGGGAUUGUGGUUUUUCACCUAGAGAAGGUCUCUGUGGGGUUUUACUACAGUCAUAUACAGGUCACUGGGCAUAUAAGGACAGCCCAGCACUUAAUGAUGUCAUGAACUUUGGUAUCUACAGGAUGAAAUGCAGUAAAAAUAUGCCAGAUUGACAGAUUAUUUCUGGCAGUGAUUCAAGGGACUAAUUUGAAGAAAAAAGAUGACAGGAAAUACAAUCAAUGGGUUUUCUUUUUCACAAUCCCCGAUUUUUCUUCUUUAAUUUUUGUGGCCUAAAAUAGAAGCAAUCCAAGGAAAAAUGUCUUGUUUACAUAAUGUCUGUUACAGACCUGGCAUGUACUUUUAAGUGCUUACCUUUCUGUGAAACGAGAGUGCAAAGCACUCAUUUAAAUCGAGGAUAAUUAGUGUUUUCGUAAAAUGGAAUUAUUACGGGCAGACACAGAUCUACUUAGUCCAAGCUCCAUGUUCACCAUAUGGUACAGGGCCAUCAAAGGUCUUCCUAAAUCCAAUGGUGCUAGCAAUAGCAACUGGAAUCUGAAGUGCUUAGUGUGUGGAGACCGCUCAUCUGGGAUCCACUAUGGAGUACUGGCCUGCGAAGGGUGCAAGGGUUUCUUCCGAAGAGCUCUACAGGAUAUCGGAGACCCAGCCCGCAAACGGUGCUAUUACAACAAAAGUUGUGACAUCACAAUCUUAACUCGCAAUCGAUGCCAAUACUGCCGCCUACAAAAAUGCUUGGCUCUGGGCAUGUCUCGUUCAGCUGCAAAACUUGGUCGAAGAUCUCGCAAGAUGAGAGAAAUGAUAAAAACUAUGGAGGACUCUCAAACCGAACAGGCACUGCAUGGUCUGCUGAGUUUGAACUCGGAGGCAGAGCGCCGCAUUGCUGCCACAGCAGAAGCAGCUGUCAAAGCUACUGAGAUUGGACCAGAAAAUCUCCACAAGGAUGCAGCACCACAGGCCUCAAUGGCUGCCCUGUCCAUUUUGCUCAAACAGAGGGCGCAGAGUCAACACUCGCCAGACCAAAAUCGAAAUUCUGUGGAAACCAACUGCUCAACAGAAGACAGCAACGACAGUCUGCCUAGGGUCCAUAUCAAACAGGAAAACCAUGAUGAGGAAUAUGUCUCUAGACCUUCAUCCAUUCAUGAAAUUAAUAAUGUUCCUGCCCACUCACAAAAUGGGGACCCAGCAGUGCGUAACUCAAUAGUCAGUUCUCUGUUGACUCUGCCCCAGCAUGUUGCAUUUAGAUAUUCACAUCCUCAACUCCUGCUACAAGGAGGAGACAACAAGGCAAAUCUGGAGGAGGCAUAUCCACAAUUUGUACAGAAUCUGGUCAGUCAUCACAGUGAGUUAGCUGCCCAGGAGAAUUUCCUGACCCAGCAGCAGUCAGUAAUUGUAGAAAACAUGACCCUUGACCUGCGUAAACACAACCGAGGAGAUGGACCUGAGGAGAAAUUCCAUAGAAGCCCUAUUAAAAAGCGACCAUACAAUCCUAAUGCUAGUACUGAUAUCUAUCCAGAACCAACCAAGUAUGCACGCACAGAAACAAUCUCAGAGAGGUCAGAUUCUCCAGAGUCCCCCCAGAAGCUGGUCAUUAACAUGGGGCAAGAUUACAGUAUGAAACAGUCCUCCCCACCCCCAAGAUCCCACCUCCCUCAUAGGGAGAGGGGCCUGGAUCACACUGCAGUUGUGGCACCCUUUGUAAAACCCAAUAUUUACAUUCACCGAGAGGAAGAUACGAAACUGACAAUUCCACUACUGACAUUCAAAAUUCAUGAAGCAUUUAACCAGACUUUUACAUUCCUGAAACUACAGCUUAACCAUAUGGAGGAAAUCCUGACUCUGCACAGAGACAGAUUGGCCCGCAUCGAUCAACUGUCGAUCAGCAACCCCCACACACUGAAGAGCAUCCUGUUCCCUGAAUUACAUGCUCAAUUAAGAAAUCCAGAUGGCACAAUUUGUGAGCCGGGAGAGGUCUGCUGGGAAGGGUUUCAAAGUCUUCUGAACAAAACAAUCCAGGAUACAGUGAUCUUUGCCAAGAAAAUCCCAGGAUUCCCUCACCUGGAUCAAGAUGAUCAAAUCAGCCUGAUCAAGGGUGGCUGCUUUGAAGUUGCAUGUGUGAUACACUCCAAAUUCAUUGACUCUGACACAAACACCAUGUUUGUGGCAGGCAAGAACAUUCUUGUAUGUCGUGAGGACAUGAAGCGAGGAUUUCCCCUCGGGGAACACUUUGUGGAACUCUUCUUCAACCUAUGUGUUCGGUUCAAUGCCUACAAGCUGGGUGAUGCAGAAAAAGCUCUGUUCAGUGCUUUGGUGCUCAUUUCACCAGAUCGUCAAGGCCUGAAGAACAGAGAAAAAGUAAGCAAGCUCCAGGAGUUACUCAUCCAAGCUCUGCAGACACAAAUUUCUGCAAGUCACCCUACUGAAGUUGGCUUAUUUCCACGACUUUUGAUGAGCAUCUCAAGUCUCCGUGAGCUGGGUGUUGAACAUCGUCGCAUGUUGGAGAGUCUCAAGCACCAAAUGAGUUUCCGUCAUGACCUUUAUGCAGAGACUUUUGAUCUCUGCUGAUUUUGGAGGAUCCAGGAUAUUUUCCAUUAAAAAAAAUGGAAAGAAGAGGACCCAUUUGUGAUAUGCUUGAUAAAUUUGUCAGCAAUUGCUUGUUAUGUUUAUGAUGCUUUUUUUUCUUCAAACAGGUCUGUUGACUGAAAUAUAGAUUGAUCCAUAACAAUCUGGUUAAGAUUAGAUGUUAGAUCAACUCACUGCACAAAUGUGUAUUGAGUAAGCAAGAUCUAAUAUCUAGUUUGUUUAAUCUAACUAAGGAAAGAGGACCCAUUGUGGACAUACCAGUUGAUUGAUGUCAAAUUAGUGCUUUGAAUCACUGUUCCAGGAUAUGAUUGGUCCACUUGUUCACUGGUUUUGUGAUAUAUUGUUGUUAACUUAUCUCUUAUUUAUUGCCUGUCUCUAAUGUAAGUUAUUAGAUUAUUUAUUUAUUAUAUCAUUAGUGGGUUUUUGUUUUUUUUUUGGGGUGACUUGAUCAAGAAAAAAGACAGACUGGUCUUUGUUUGUAUUGCACUGAUUUGAAGUAGAGAAUUGUGUAUUUUAUUUGUUUUGCCACUGUUAUAUUUUUGUCCAACUUUGUAAAGAAUACUAUUUAUUUAUGAAUUUUCAUGUGAACAUUGUCAAAUAGGUUUCAUUAAGUAUUUAUUUUACAGAAUCCUUAUUAAGGAAUUAUAUAUUGAGUAUUAUUUUAAUUUCAUAUCAAUUUUAUCAGAGAUGUCUGAAAAUGUUUUAUUGGUACAACAAAUGCCAUCUUGUUGUUAUGAUAUAAAGGUGCUAUAUUGUGGGAAGUUUUUGAAAAUAUGCUGAAGCACUUAAGCUUCUUAUAAAUGUUCAUUAUAAGAAAUGGCAUUUACAUUUAUGCUGUGUAUAAUGCUAUAUCUCAAUUUGACUUGGUGUGAAAACUUUGUUAGAGUUCAAGUAACGAAGCGUGCUGGAAUUGUACAAAGGAUACUGGAUACAUACACUCUUUUGUACAGUAGUUUUGUAGUACAUGUAAUUGCCUACUUGAUGGCUACAGUCCUUGCCAUUUAUGUAAUAUUAUAUCCCACAAUUCAUCAGAUAUCCCAUGAAUCAUCAGUGUAAGCAUUGAUAUGUAUGCUUACAUGCUCAAUGCAACUUAUUCAGCCAGAUAGUACCAUUUAACAUUCCAAAACCCAGCAUGCUAAUUGUGACACAAUGUUUUCCAGGAUUUUGUAGUUUUAGGGAGGUCAAGUAGACUUAUUCACCUGAACUUUGAUAGUGUUUGCUUUGGAGAAAAUUUCAAAUGACAUGUGGUAAAUCAUUUUCACAUAGCAUGUCACAUUUGUUUCAAUUCUAUUAAACUAUAUCUAUCUAUAUUAAACUGUAUCUACAUAUCAUCUACACUUGGUGAAUAUUCUGCAGACAUUUGCAAAGAAAGGUUUUCUUGAUCAGGUGAUAGGCAUGUCAGAAAUUCCUUUUAAGUUCAUAUUUUCUCCAAUAGGCACAUUGUUAUUGUGAGAGAGAUAAUCCAAAUGGAAAAUUAUUUUGCUUUAAAUUAGAAAAUGUUACAGUUAAUAGGUUGUAUUCUUGCUAUGGAAUAUUUUGUAACUUUGAUUUUUGCAAUGAUCAUGAAAUCUCAAAUGUGAAAUUAAAAUGCUGUAAUGGAGCAAACUGAAAAGAAACUAGAUUUAUGCAAGAACUUGUGACAGAAAUUUUCACAAGUUGUGUAUAAGGAAACAUGCUGUACCAUAGUGCUAAUACUAUUUUUUGUGCAUUGACAAGUUAGUGGUAAACUAUGGUUAAUUUUCAGUGUUAACCAUGAAAAUGUUAUGUGAAUACAUAUUACCAAACUUAUCUGUAUGAAUUUGUCAGUCAUGCAGGUUUUUUCGUCUGAAAAUGUGGAAAACUGCAUACAUGUUUCUUCUGACAUCGUAUUCAUAAACUAACUGUACAUAAAAUGGAGUUGUGGAACUUGUAUUUGUAAAUAGCAGUUUGAACUGAAGUGGUGCUUCUCGCAAAUAUUGCAGCAUUUUAAAGUUGUUAUGAUAAGGUUCUAUUUGGUGUCAGUUGGCACAUGUGUUAACCAAUUUUCUCUUUCUCUUUUCUCCAUGUAUGUAUAAACAAAUUUCUACUGUAACAUCUUUUGGUUGUCCGAAAUGCCCCUCUUCAGUUCGCAUCCAAUGCAAAUUGUUUAUCUCACUUAUGCAAAUUAGCAUCUGUACAUUGUACUUUUUCACCUUUUACUGUAUAAGAAUGGUUGCAAUAUCAGUGUUACAGAAUCAGCAUUCAGAUCCAGAGUAGAGGAGGUCUUUAUUUUCAGAUGUCAUUGUAUAUGACCAUGAUACAUUUUAUCUAAAACUUCUGAAGUUUUCAUAUUUUAAUUUUAUGCGUCUUUCACACCCUGCAAUAGAUAAUCUGUAUCCAUUGAUGUUGUUAGUGAUCUUGAUGUGUGCAUUGGUUUUUAAUUUCAACCCAAGUUUUUGGAAACUAGCAUCAGUUAUUUUUCUCAAAACUUCAGAGAAAGUAUGAGUAGAUUUAGGUUUAGUCUUUUGAAGAUUUGACUUAUAAUUGUUGAAUAUCUGACAAUUUCACCACACCACACUAGAAAAAACAUGAAAGAAAAUUGUAUGCUACAUUUAUAUGGAUCAGUAAAUCAUCGAUGAUCUGCUUAUCGGAAAUUUACCAAAGUCUUCUCAAAAGAUUACAGGGAAAGACUGUUGAUGUGUGUAGAUUUAAGAGAAAUCAUAGUAAUCACUAAACUCACAACAAAAAGUUUUUGAAAGAACAUCUCAUUUUAACUAUGUGAAGUAUAUUGGUCAUUUUUACCCGUUUGUGCUGUAUUGAUUUUUGUUAGAUGAUGAGAUUUUAUAAUGAAAACCAUUACCAGCAUGCUACUAUGUGUGUUAUGUGUUUAAAAUACUAUAUGUAGUUUGAGUGAUUGUGAUGUUUGCCCUCAUCAUGCAUUCAUAUUGAAAUGAGUAUACAACCCUUUGUAUUGUUAGUGAUCAAGAGAAUCAGACUAACUACUGUUUCAAACUGAACUGUGAAAUUUCUACAUUUCAAAUGAAGAAUCAUGAAAGUUUUAUUCUUAGAAUUUUCACCAAAAUCAUUAAUCAGUUUUAAUCCUAAAAUGGAAAUGGAUAGAAUUUUUUCUUCAUAAAGUAUGACUGCAGUUUCAAAAAAUUGUAGGUUUCAUAAUGCAUGUUCAUGUCAUCCAAUAUCGUCCCUGCUUUACGCUGUCAAACAGUGUCGUCUGCUGUCAUAAUGCACGCUUUGUCUAACUCACUUACCGUCAAAGACUGGAAACUUCCAUUUUGCAGUUUCAAACAUGUCUAGUAUCUACAAGGUUCAAAUUGGUGCUGGUAUUUAUUUUUUGUGUAUUUGAUAAAUUAGUGUUUCGUUGUGCUUUCCACGUUCAAGAAAUUUAACUGUUUGUGUCUACUGCACAUUGAAACCAAUAUUGGUGUUAAAUCUUAUUUGCUUUCUACAGUAGAUUUAGAGAGUUUGGAGUGCUUCUGAAUGUUGUCAUUUGUUUCAUCUAUUUAAUUCCAUUUCUAUUUUUAUACAUUGAAGUAUAAAUGUGAACCAUUGUUUGAUCAUGACAGUGAGGAUUUUUUUUUGUUUUUUUUUUUUAUUUUUUUUUUUGUUUUUUUUUUGCCUGAAAUAUUUAAUUUAUGCCAGACACAGGAAUAUAAGAAUGAAUAUUUUCAUGAUAAUCAAGUUUUUCAUCAACCAGGAUGAUGCAACUAAUAUUUCUAAUUUAAGAAUGAUUAGAUGACUUGCAAACAUAUUUUAUGCAUAUGCAGUAUUUAUCAAUGGCAAAAAUAUGUGUAUUCAACAAUAUAAUGAGUUGAAACAUUUUGUUUUAAAGCAUUAAUUGCUACAUUUAAUUUGUAUUUGAAACAAGACAAUCUCUGAAUGUUAUUUAUAUGUUGAUCAGAGUAACAAUUCUUUUUAAAUCCUUGUAAAUAACUAUUUUUUGAUUAGACAAUUUAAAAAAAAAUUUAAAGUGGGACAUCCUCAUUUCACUGGAGAGUAACUUGUGUUUGUCUUGAGUUUUGUAACAAAAAUAUUUAGAAAAUUUUGAAUUCAUUUUCCUGUAAAAAGUGGAAUGGUGUCCUCAUCUGUUCUUGUAUUUAUUAACUUUUUUUCCUUUUUAUACCCCUACAAACGAAAGGGGGGGGUUAUACUGGAAACACCUUGUUCAUCUGUCCAGACAUAAUUUGUGCAGAGUAUAUCUUUAACACCAAUGAACAGAUUUGAUUAAAAUUUCUUUAUAUUUUGAAUGAAUAAUGAAGUUGUGUACCUCCUAUUUUGAUUGAGAUUGCAAUUGGUCUGCUUCCGUCAUGCAUUAACAAUUGAACAUUUUUAAGUUCUUGAUAACUACCAUUCCAAUUCUUUCCAAUUUUGGUAUGAAGCAUCUUUGAAACAAGGGGAAUAUAAAUUGUAAAUUUCUGGACUACUGGGGCAGGACAAAAACUGUCAAAAAUUGACCAUUUGAAAAAAUCUUCUUUACAACCACACAUCUGUAAGAAAAAUUAAAUGCAUCGUGAUGUAGAGCAGGAAAGCCUCUACCAAAAAAAUUGUAAAUUUCAUGAUCCCUGGGUUAGAGGUUCUGACUUGGUAUAUAUAUGGUGUAUAUGUGUAAACAUGUAAAUAAAAUCUUCUUUAAUACUAUUGAUACAAAAUAGUUAUUCAGAAGGAGUAAGUAGUCCUUUACCAAAAUUGUAUAUUUCAUGAUCCAAGGGGAUAAGGGUUUUGUUACAGGGUUGAGCCAAAAUUAUUAUAGUGAUUAUUGUCUUUAUCAUUUGAAGGACUUCUUGAAGUUUAUUAAUACAGUAAAUAAACUAAAUGCAUAUUUAGGAAAAGCAGAAAAGGAUGUACCAUAAUUGUGAAUUUCGCAUUCCCAAGGUUUCAAAUCUAGGAUGGGUCCAACUUAGUGUUACAUAUAUUAUAUUAUGUAAAGCCUUUCAUCAGAAUAUGCACUUUCGAGGGCAUUUAAGUUUUAAUUACAAAUACUAUUGCUGAAUACAAUGUAUUAAAAUUUAGCUUAGAUAUUCAGAACAAGAAUUUUUUUUAUAGAUUUCAUAGCCCUUGGGACUAGUGAUACUUUUAACUAAUGCUCAGGUGACUGAUAAGGCCUGUGGGCCUCUUGUUAACAUUUAAGGAAGUUGUGGAUAUAUUUUUUUUCAUUUGGGUGUUGUUACUUGUCAUUGUCCAGAGUAUCUUAAAAACCAUUUAUUCUUCAAUGAGCACUAUUUUCCAAUGUGCUGGGGUGGGGGUAUUAGUCCUGUUUGGACAGUUGGGGGGGGGGGGGGGGGGGGUCAUACCUUGAGCGAUCUGAGGAUUAGGACAUGAAAGCUUUUAGUGGAUGCAUCUUGCUGUUAAAGGUGUUCUGAGAUCGAUUAAUGUCUUUAUCAGAUAAUGUUUAGCACAUAUGAAGUCUGAGCUCAGCAAAUUUUUGUCAUGGGUAGGAGGAUUGUUACUGUCAAAAAGUAGAUCACAAUGACAUUAUUAAUUUGAAUUAGCCAGAGUUUGUUUACCAGAAAUAAUUUAAUCUAUCUGUUGCAGUUUCUUAAAUCAGAGGAUGUGACAUCGUUAAGUGAAUUAAUUUUUAUUUGUAUUGUACAGUUUUAAAAUUGUGAUUUUAGUAAUUUCAGCAAAUCUACCUGUUAUGUAAUACUGUCAUUGUCAAAGAGAUUGUACUUAAUAGCAAUAGAACAUACUGAAUCUCAUUUUGUGUUCCUGGCAUAAAUUAUAAGCAUAGAUAAAUAAAAUUUGGUUCAUACCA
Messenger RNA from Ostrea edulis (European flat oyster), 9749 nucleotides. RefSeq names its product nuclear receptor subfamily 1 group D member 2-like. Gene Ontology annotation, molecular function: RNA polymerase II cis-regulatory region sequence-specific DNA binding; nuclear receptor activity; zinc ion binding. Lineage: Eukaryota; Metazoa; Mollusca; Bivalvia; Ostreida; Ostreidae. The record is from RefSeq and is a predicted model, not a curated record. The transcript has 7 exons. Gene Ontology annotation, cellular component: nucleus. Gene Ontology annotation, biological process: hormone-mediated signaling pathway; positive regulation of transcription by RNA polymerase II; negative regulation of transcription by RNA polymerase II. The coding region runs from base 1862 to 4006 and encodes 714 amino acids.